ACUUGGAUUUUUCCUCCUGUCCUGUAGGGGCAGCAGCGCGCCGCGCUGAGCGCUCUGCUAGCGUUAAUGACACAUCCACAGUAAACACAACAGAUUCAGCCAAGCUCCGAGCGAACGGUUCUAAAGGCUCCUCGUCCCUCCCGUAGUGAUGUGUUUGUCCCAUCUGGUUUAGCGGAGCAUCCUAGUUGAACCUCUCCACAUAUUUCUCAAAGACCUCCAGCCAGCACCACCUCCUUCCUCAUCCUCCUCUUCCUCCCUUCGCCCACCCCGUGAUGCCUCCCUCGUACUGUGGCUAUCUGUCACAGUACACCCAUCAUCAUCUGGUUGUCUUUCUCCUCACCUUCUUUAGCUAUGUGUUGCUCCAUGCAUCCAGGAAGACGUUUAGCAACGUGAAAGUGAGCAUCUCUGCUCAGUGGACACCCUCCAUCCAGAACGACAGCAUACCCGCGUUCUCCCCCAGUCAAACAUGGGAGGACAAUCGCCUUUUUGCUGAUGAAAAGCAGGCUACUCUAUUUCUGGGAGCUCUGGAUUCGAUCUUCCUCUUCUCUUACGCAGUGGGUCUGUAUCUGAGUGGAGUGGUAGGAGACAGAGUCAACCUGCGCUACGUUCUCUGCUUUGGCCUGUGCGGCUCUGCUAUUGUGGAGUUUGUGUUUGGUACUCUGACGGAAUGGCUCCACAUCUACAACAUCUAUCUGUACUGUUGCCUCUGGGUGAUGAACGGCCUGCUGCAGUCGGCCGUCUGGCCCUGCGUGGUGGCCGUCAUGGGCAACUGGUUCGGCAAGGCGGGGCGUGGUUUUGUGUUUGGGCUGUGGAGCGCCUGUGCUUCUGUUGGCAACAUACUGGGAGCCUUCCUGGCUUCUAGUGUGCUCAAGUAUGGAUACGAGUAUGCCUUCCUGGUGACAUCUGUGGUGCAGUUUGCUGGCGGAGUGGUGGUGUUCUUCGGCCUCCUCACUUCCCCUAAAGAAGUUGGUUUGGUGGAGUCAGAAACUGGACUUAGCCCAGUGGAGGCAGACUCAGACAGCCACAGGCCCCUGAUGAGUGAUGAGGAGGAAGAGGAGGUGCAGGUGUGCAGCAGGCGGUUCCCGUCAGUGCAGCAGCCCGACGAACCUCAGGAGGAGUCUCCUCAGGCCAUCGGCUUCUUCCAGGCUUUCUGUCUACCUGGAGUUUUGCCCUAUUCCUUGGCUUAUGCGUGUCUGAAGCUGGUUAAUUACUCCUUCUUCUUCUGGCUUCCAUUUUACUUGAGCAACAACUACGGAUGGAAGGAGGCCGAGGCCGAUCGCCUGUCUGUGUGGUACGAUGUCGGCGGGAUCAUCGGGGGGACAGUUCAGGGUCUGAUUUCUGAUUUCUUGGGUAAAAGAGCUCCAGUGUUGGCUUUCAGUCUGGCCAUGGCGAUGGGAGCCCUAGUGGGAUACAGCCGAUCACCUAACGAUCAGGUCAUCAACGCCGUGAUCCUGGCUGUGACUGGCUUCUUCAUCGGUGGGCCGUCCAACAUGAUCAGCUCGGCCAUUUCUGCGGACCUGGGGAGGCAGGACGCCCUGAGGGGCAGCCAGGAGGCUCUGGCAACUGUCACUGGGAUAGUGGACGGGACUGGGAGCAUAGGAGCUGCUGGAGGACAGUACCUGGUGUCGCUGAUCGAGAGCAGGCUGGGCUGGAUGAAUGUGUUCUACUUCUUCAUCGUUAUGACGGGGGGCAGCAUUGUGUUCAUCACACCCUUGCUGGUGAGAGAACUAAGAGCUCUGUGGAGAGACAGGUGGGCUCAGAGCCGCCAGCUGUGAGCGUGACAUCACCGCAGGUCGGUUUGAAUCCAAAACCACAGUCCAGACUAGUUUCCGCUUGGGCUUUGGGUCGAAGUGCCUGAUGAUAAAAGGGAUCUGGAGCGUCGGGCCAGUCUGUCAGCUCAUAGAUGUGAGUUUAAAUGUAAAUAAUUCACUUUUUAAGUUUUAAUUUAAACAUCUGACCUGUGGUGAAGUCAGACUUAGGAAUGUAAAUAGUAAUUGUACUGUAGAAAUGUGUCUGUUUUUGUAGAUACUUAUGAAUGUUUCACCUUUUUUAUGAUUGCUUGAGGUCAUUAUGCUUAUUAGAAGCUUAUUUUAACGAACCAAGUCGUUGUUUAUGACUUGCAGGUGCUUGAACUGUUUUGUGAACAGCUCUUUGUAAUCAGGGUCAGUAAUGGUAAAACCUUCUCGUUAUGAGGAGGACUGCUCUUCAUUCCCUUCCACUUGAAUGUUUACAUCUUUAAAUUCAGUGUCUUAAUUUGCACUCAGUCCUGCCUUCAAGCUUCCUCAAGUGAGCCUAAAUCAGCCCGUUUGUUUCUGUCUGAGCUUAGAUGUGAAGUAUUUAUGAACCUGGGCUUAAAAUCGAAUGUGGGUAAAUUAACGAUCUUCUUUGUUUUGUAUUUUUCUGUGACGUUAAGAGUCGUAGUGACGCUUUGGUCCAACUAAUCAUCUAUUAAGCAUUUCUAAUGGAGCACUUGGGGCAGAGGGGAUGUACUAUGGAGCGAGGUUUUCGUCUUAGCCCGCCAUGUUGAGCCAGAUCACCAUGGUAACAGCUCACCAGCAGGUUAGGACGCUUAAGUCUGACCCUGUAACAUUUCAAACUAAAGUCUGAUUGUCAAAUGAUUUCAAAACUCAACCCCUUAAAUUAACUUUAGUCACCAAAUGUACCUACAGAUGACGUCUGCUCAGGUACACACAUCAGGUAGAAUUAAGAGUUUUAGCUCAGUAGUUCUGAUCUGACGUAAAACUCAUCCUGAUUCAUCGGCGCUCAUUUUAAAAACCCAAUCUGUUCUCCGUUUCCACCACUCAGCUGCAGUGACUGGAUUCUGCUUUCAACCACCAGAACCAUGAAUUUACCCCAAGUUGUCCAGAUUAGCUGAGAAGUUUGUUAAAAUGAGAUUUAACUCGUUUGAGCUUUUCCUGCUAAAUUUAUUAAACUGUUUAUUUUUUUAUUAUUAUUUACUCAGUGACAUAGUUUAUGGGACAAAAUCAAAUUUAUUUUUUGUUUUCCUGAUUUACAGUUAUACAGCCUGCUGGUUUUAUGAACUAAGUCUCAUGAGAGUUUGUUUCAUUUUUAUUUGUUCAGAGUCUUUUUGAGUAAAAAUGUGAUAUUUAGACUAAACCCGAAUGCCUGAGUUGUUAAAUAGCAUCAGAACCACCUCCGCUGCACUUGAAAUCUUUUCGUAUUAAUCCAGACGUAAGGAAGAAAUCCCUGCUCUGCUGACAUAGUACACCCCUCUAGUCAUCAACACUUAAACUGUUUUUGCUUAAACUAUCAAUGUUUACAUUACGCCCUCCUUUUGUUGCAUUUUCUGAUAACAGAUUGUUUUUUAUAUAAUUUGAUUAUAAAACAUGCAAAUCAAAUGUAAUAGAAUAUAAUCUUUAUUUUGUUUUUAAACAUUUUAUUUAUGUUUUUAUGUAACUGUAAUUUGUGUCUUCAACUAAAUGCUAGUGACAUUUUUGCGCACCUUUGUGAAGUUUUUUCUGCAUCUUAACCACUAGGGGGUGCUGCAACCCCAAAAUGAGAGCAUGUUGGAUCAGAUCCUGAAAUAAAAAAAUAAUAAAAACAAG
Molecule: messenger RNA, 3566 nt
Organism: Nothobranchius furzeri (turquoise killifish)
Lineage: Eukaryota; Metazoa; Chordata; Actinopteri; Cyprinodontiformes; Nothobranchiidae
Gene: slc37a3
Product: solute carrier family 37 member 3
Biological process (GO): transmembrane transport
Cellular component (GO): endoplasmic reticulum membrane
Molecular function (GO): transmembrane transporter activity
Source: RefSeq, a predicted model, not a curated record